AUGCGACCACCGGGAUCUGUUGCGCCAUUGAGUGUCCUCGAAAGCCUGGGCCGGCAAUGCACGCAACGCCUUGCCCGGCAAGCCUGCGGGAGGAGGACCUUCUCGAACACCGCUUUCCCGCGAACAUCUGUCCCGCUCUCCGCUGCCCCCCGCCUCAAAGCGGGCUACUUCCUGUCCAACAGCCUUCUCGGACGAUUCAGUGGCAGCAAUGCUAGUCCCUCGCCGCCGGACUCGGCAGGCGGCGCAUCAUCAUCACCAUCCUCAUCUGCCCCUCCACCGUCAUCCGAUCUGCAUCCGAAUGCCCAUCUCCCACACCGAAGGCGGCAAGCCGCCAAGCGGGAAGCCGCGAGGUUACAAUCCUCCACGACGGCCACCGCCGACAGCGCCGACCUCCCUCCGGCCGACGCCUCCGCCCUGCUCGCGCACCUCGCCUCCCGCCAGCCUGAGCGCUCCCUCCGGCGGACCCUCUCGGCGCUCCUCUCGCUCUCUAAGCCACGACUGACGGUCCUCGUCGUCCUCUCCGCCAUGGCUCCCUACGCGCUCUACCCGGUGCCGGCCUUCCUCUCGCCCACCGCCCUCGCCGACGCGCCCUCCCUCUCGCCGCUGACGCUCCUCUUCCUCACCGCCGGCACGACCCUCUGCUCCGCCGCGGCCAACGCCCUCAACAUGCUCUACGAGCCCGCCACCGACGCCAAGAUGAGCCGCACGCGCGCCCGCCCCCUCGUCCGCGGCCUGAUCCGGCCCUCGACGGCGGCGCUGUUCGCGCUCGCCUGCGCCGCCGCCGGGACCGCCGCGCUGUGGCUGGGCGUCAACCCGACGGUGGCGGGGCUCGGCCUCGCCAACAUCGUGCUGUACGCCGGCGUCUACACGCCCCUCAAGCGCGUCUCCUGGCUCAACACGUGGGUCGGCGCCGUCGUCGGCGGCAUCCCGCCGCUGAUGGGCUGGGCCGCCGCGGCGGGCGAGUCGGCCACGCGCGACGGCGGCUGGCGCGAGCUGCUGUUCAGCUUCCCCUCGCUUACCGCCCCGAGCAGCGUCGGCGGCUGGCUCCUCGCGGGCAUCCUGUUCGCCUGGCAGUUCCCGCACUUCAUGGCGCUGUCGUGGGGGGUGCGCGACGAGUACCGGGCGGCGGGCCUGCGCAUGCUGUGCUGGGUGGACCCGGCGCGCAACGGCCGCGUGGCGCUGCGCUACUCGCUCGUCUUCCUGCCGCUGUGCGUCGGGCUGUGCGCCGCCGGCGUCACCGAGUGGUCCUUCGCCGCCACCAGCCUGCCCGCCAACCUGUGGCUGGCGCGCGAGGCGGUGCGGUUCUGGCGCCUCGGAGGGGCCGGCGGGUCCGCGAGGGGUCUGUUCUGGGCGAGCGUGUGGCAUCUGCCUGUUGUCAUGGUGCUGGCGCUUGCGCAGAAGAAGGGGAUGUGGGGUCGUGUGUGGAGGAGCGUGGCUGGCGAGCCGGAUGACGAGGAUGAGGACUUUGAGGACUGGGAGGAGGAUGGUGACGAAGCGUGA
This is a messenger RNA of Phialemonium atrogriseum, 1500 nucleotides long. RefSeq names its product UbiA prenyltransferase family-domain-containing protein. The record is from RefSeq and is a predicted model, not a curated record. The coding region runs from base 1 to 1500 and encodes 499 amino acids. Gene Ontology annotation, cellular component: mitochondrion; mitochondrial membrane. The transcript has 3 exons. Gene Ontology annotation, molecular function: protoheme IX farnesyltransferase activity. Lineage: Eukaryota; Fungi; Ascomycota; Sordariomycetes; Cephalothecales; Cephalothecaceae. Gene Ontology annotation, biological process: heme A biosynthetic process.